CUACUGGUCCUUCCUCCUCCCUGCUCACUGCUGUUUGCCUCUUCUUGGAUUCCAGAGCUUGUUUUAUUCCUCAGCAGCGUUCCUGCAGCCUGCAGAUUGAGUACUGCUGGAAAUUUGGGAUCUGUGGUUUGUUUCAGACAGAGAAGAAAGGAGAGUUUAAGUAUUGCUUUAGGAGACAUGGCUUUGCUUGGAUUCUUUUAUACAGAAAGAAGAUGUGUUUGCUGGCUCUGAGAGAAAAGGAAAAUUGUUAAAGGCAGUGUGGAUAUGACUUGAAUCUUUCAUCAGGCUCUCAACACCAUUACUAGGGGCACAGAAUGAUCUCCUUCCAGCUAGUUUCCCAAUAAUUUCACAGGGGAAUUAAGGUUGGAAGAUGCUUCAGGAUGGAUAAAGCUGUUCAGCAUCCCAGUGAGAUCCUGAAUCAAACUAUCUCUAACAUUAGCCUUUCUCAGUUUUUGAACUUUGAUACAUGCCAACUUUCCUCCCUUGCAGAAUUCUUGCUUAUUACAGCUUACACAUUGGUUACACUAGUGGGGCUUGUUGGAAAUCUUUGCUUAAUUAUUAUAAUAAAGAGACGGAAAGAAGCUCAAAAUGUCACCAACAUUUUGAUUGCCAACCUCUCUGUAUCAGAUGUCUUGAUCUGUAUCAUGUGCAUUCCUGUCACAGUUGCAUAUACCUUAAUGGACCACUGGAUAUUUGGGGAAGCAAUGUGUAAAAUAGGUUCUUUCAUACAAAGCCUCUCUGUCACAGUCUCCAUUUUCUCACUUGUACUCAUUGCUAUUGAGAGAUAUCAGUUAAUUGUGAACCCGCGUGGCUGGAAACCUAAAAUUUCACACGCUUAUUGGGGAAUUCUUUUCAUCUGGGGGCUUUCCCUCAUCAUAUCCUCUCCUUUUUUAGUAUUCCACCAAAUAACAGAUGAACCCUUCAAACAUCUGUCUUUCCACAGUGAUUUCUACAAGAACAAAGUUGCUUGCAUCGAAGCGUGGCCAUCUCUUACAGAGAGACUGAUUUUCACCACUAGCCUGCUGGUUUUCCAGUACUGCUUCCCACUGGGGUUUAUUUUUAUUUGCUAUCUCAGGAUAUUUGUAUGUCUUCGAAGGAGGCGAGGUAAAAUAGACAGGAUGAGAGAGAAUGAGAACAGGCUGAGUGAAAACAAAAGGAUCAAUAUGAUGCUGGUAUCAAUUGUUGUGACCUUUGCAGCUUGCUGGUUACCUCUCAAUAUAUUCAAUAUGGUUUUUGACUGGAACUACGAGGCACUAAUGAGCUGUAAUCAUAACCUGGCAUUUACAAUCUGCCACCUUGUGGCCAUGAUCUCCACAUGUAUCAAUCCCGUCUUUUAUGGAUUUCUGAACAGGAACUUUCAGAAGGAUUUGGUAGUAUUAGCUCACCACUGCAGAUGCUCAGCAUCACAAGAGGAAUAUGAAAAUAUUGCCCUUUCAAACUUGCAAACAGAUGCAUCUAAGGGGUCUCUGAAGUUAAAUAAUCCCCAUGUGGAUAUAUAAAAUAAUCUAACUGCAGUUUCCAAAAUUCUAUAUUUUAUUGCGGAUGGCCUUUUUCUGCAGUUCUUGGUCAUGGUACCUCCAAAUUAAGAGGAAGUCUUUGCCAUUUAGUUCAGCAAAACCAGGAUUAUACUCCCAUAAGCAUACUCUUAACAGGCACUUUAUUAUAGUAUUGAUGCUGAUAAACCACUUCAAACAGUUCUAAAGAUCAAGAAUAAUAAAUUACAAACAGUAUUAACAUCUGACUUUUUUAAUCCACAGUUUCCAAGUCACUGGCAUGCUACCUUAACUCCAAUAAAAAUGUUUCCAUUUCAGCCACUGAUGGGGUUGUCCUUCCUAAACAUCUGGCUUCCCCUGCUAAACCCUGAACAGUGUGGUAUCCCUAACUUCAGACGCCUUUCACACACUUUUCUAGAAUUUUUAUCUUCCAACCCUACAUCAAUACCCUCCUUGGUUAAUCUGCAGCUCAGAGGCAGUUCACACUCUAAGGAAGGCCCUUGAAGUUAUCAAGACUCCACCACCUUUCUUUCAGCCCCCUCAUACAGUUUGCUUUGGCUUAGUACCAGUUCAGCCAAGAAAUUGUAUUUUAACAAGGGAAAAAGCUAGAGCUGGACUUUUAUUUCUCUUUAUGAACACUAAAACAGAACCCAUUUGAUAUACUGCAAGUUUCACUCAGAAUAAUGUUGUUCAAGAUGAAAUAUAUAUUUAGCAUUUCUCCUAAAAGCAUUGCAUUCUCCAAACCACCAGUAAAAAUCUUUGUUUUCUCUCUUACUAUCAUCACUACUCCUUAGAACACACCUUUUAGAAUCUUUGUUAUCAAAAAAAUCCACUAUGAAUUCAGAGUAAAUUUAGUUUUAGCUACUUACUCAGAUUUCUCCUUGAGUAGAAAAUUAGGUUUGCAUUUUGAUAUCAGCAAUAUUUUUCCCCACAUUUCUGAGCUAGCAAGAUGGCACACUUUAGCAGAUGUGCUAAUUUCUGUUCACAGAAACACAGUUUCUGUAUUUGAAAAUAGUUUCUUUUGUAACACAGUGCAAAGAAGCCUAAAGGGAUAACACUGAACACAACUUUUCUUAACCAAAACAUUUUAAAAAUCACUUUGCAGUGUGGCCAUAAAAAAAUAGCCAAAUUUCUUCAUCUGUGAUAUAGUGACAAUAUAAAUAAUCAGUUAAUAUUGAGCUGUUUAAAUACAGUACUUAGAACACUUUAGUCCAAAAACUCACCAUGCUUCCUCUUGGUCAAAUUAAAUAUAAUUAAUUACUUGUAUUGCUGAAGCUCCUUCUUUUUUUACUUUUGAGUUUCAAAACACUCUGCUCUAACACUUUUACUUAAGGUUCCUUGUAAAGUAUUCUCUAACUUCAGCAAUUUAUUAAUGCCCCACUUAAGCAAAAAGAAUUCACAUUCAAAUUACAAUGAGCUCCUUGAUGAAUCAGCUGUGAUGAAACUCACCUUAAGGCUAUAAAGUUCUCUUGGAGAGGCAAAAUCACUUUCCAUAGGCAUCCAGUUCCUAAAGGGUUCGGGCACAGUUCUCUUAUUCCAGCAUUAGUUCAGUCUGUCUGCACCACUCUGCUCAUCAGAGGAGCUCUGUCAGAAGAGCCUCACGAGCUCGUGCAGAUACUCAGGUUGUGUAAGUGCCCCCGAAUCACACUGAGAUAAAAGACCUCUGUGAAAUCUCUUCGUGUCUGAGCCCAUAGAAGUUGUAAGGGCAGCCCCAUCACAAGAGCAAGAACAGCAGAAUGAGUGACAUGGUAAUCAAGAGUCUGAGUGAUUAGCUUUGGCAUAAUUUAGGGAUUUUUGCUAAUUAAAUCAAAUAUCAUGCAUUUGGAAUCGAUUGCACACUUAAACACUUGCCUUAUGCAUCAUAGGAAAGAAGCCAGGAGACAGAUAAAUACCUGAUAAAGGCCAAUGAUCAGACUGUUGAGAGUAUCUCAGUAUUAACUAUUUCUAUGAACUUCAACCCAGGUCACUGGCCUGCCUUUAUUGCUGAUGCACAUCAUCUGUUUGCUCAGCACAACAGGCAUUGAAUCAAGCUAAAAGCUAACUUGCAGUCAAUGACACUGGGGCCAUGCAUGUCAGAGAGGCUGGCUGUGCUUUGGUGAAGGGGAGGGGAUGGAGCUGCUUCUCUCACACUGAGACUCCUGGGUAACAAAGUGACUCAUUGUCUUCAUUGCACCUGGCUCGACUAAGAGCAAAUCUGAUCCAGGAACUUCACUUCUCUUGGGGAUCCCGGUACCUGUAUUGAAAACCAUCUACUCCUGUCAGAAGGUCAUUCCCUGAACAGCAUUUUAACAAAUGCUGGUGUCACACCUGCUAGAGGCUGGACUAUCAACUGUAUUUCUCUGGGUUAGGAACACAAAUCUCUGUCCCCAUCUUCCUCAAAUUUAAGUACACUCUUUACAGAUUCAGGGCCCAUGCUUAAAGCAGUUUACAUGCACACGACAUUCUAAAUUUAUUCUAUUAAUAUUAGCACAGCAGUUCAGAUUACUCUCAUUGACAAAUGUCUCAGACAGUAUUUAAUGUUUGAGUCAGGGCCAGCUGAGAUUCCCAUGUGUGAACUCGGCCUAAGUGGCUCCCAUCCCAUCCCAUCCCAUCCCAUCCCAUCCCAUCCCAUCCCAUCCCAUCCCAUCGACAAGCUUACUUUUACAGCAGAGGUGGUUUUAGUAUCACAUCCCAAGUGAUUUUAAAACAGCCAUGAAAUGAAUUCUUGUUCAGAUUAUGUGAUGCUGAUGGGUGGUCUCUCUGUACUGUCUCUCCAUAGAAGUACUUGGGCAGUAUGCAUUAAAAAAGAAGAUUGCCAUCAUUUUUUGUAAUAUACCAAUUGUCUACUCCUGACAUCCUGAUCAGAGUUAAGCGCUCAAUCUUUCCUUCCAGUCUGAAAAUCUGGGUGUAAGAGGUUCUUCAUUAGCAGGUGGAAGCUCUCUGAGCAAUGACACUGCUUCAGAAUCAAAAGUGAACAAUAAUACUUGUGCCUUGAUUUCUCCUCCUCAUUUCUUUCUCACACUUUCAUUUGACUCAUGUGUUGAUGGAUGCUCCAUUUCUGUUCUGAGCAUUCAGCCAUCAAGUGUCUCUCAAUGCUGCACUUGUAACAAUCAUUGUUAACGGGCAGAGGACCCUCACUGUCUCGGAGACGUCACCCUCAGCGCUGCAAUUCUGUCACUACAUCCACUGGCUUCCUGUGCAUCCUGAUACUGAACUUCCAUGCAAGUCAGCAGGAGCCAAAUGACUGUGACAGGAAUAGAAACAAAGAGCAACUACUUGUUUUUAAAGCAUAAGUAUUAUGGACUCCAACAUGGUGUGUGACAGUGGUAAAUGUAACUGCAAUACCUAAUACUUAAAGACUGCUCAAGUUAAACUGGCAAAUGUUGCCCUGUCUUGGGUAAUGCUGAUGACUUUAUUUUCCCUUUAUUGGUAUAGCAAAGUAAAAAAAAUACUAAUAGCCUUCCUCAGCAGAAAGUUGUUACCUGAUGCGACCAGCUGGAGGAUUGUGAGCUGCCUCGGGGGAGCAGCACCAUGGAAUUAACUACAGAAAGCUAGAGGGGAGCCUGAACUCCCAAAUGCUAUUCCAGUGUAAAAAGUCUUAGAUUUUAAAAAAUAAAAACUGUGUCAGAGCUUUGUUUGGGUGGUUUGGUCAUGCAGACCAAUAUAUUUAUAAACAUCCUUGUAAAUGAACUGCGUCCUUAUAUGUCUAUGUAUUUUAUGGUUGAUUGGUUUCACUUUGAGCACCUAUAACUAAGGUUAGAUACUUGGGAACUGGCAUCCACUGUGGAAAUUAUUCCACUGAGCAAAGAGCUCAGUUGAUUAUUGACUGUAAUCUUUUCUGUGGAGAGAAGCAGCACCAGUGCUGUGUGUGAUUUAAAGACUGAUUUCUCCCAUAGACUGACAAAUAAACAUUACCCUGUGUAAAACCAUCACCCUG
Molecule: messenger RNA, 5409 nt
Organism: Catharus ustulatus (Swainson's thrush)
Lineage: Eukaryota; Metazoa; Chordata; Aves; Passeriformes; Turdidae
Product: neuropeptide Y receptor type 6-like
Exons: 3
Coding region: 381-1499 (372 amino acids)
Biological process (GO): G protein-coupled receptor signaling pathway
Cellular component (GO): plasma membrane; neuron projection
Molecular function (GO): neuropeptide Y receptor activity; neuropeptide binding
Source: RefSeq, a predicted model, not a curated record